AUGUUGAUGGACGAACUCGCUGUUCAUGUUGAGGGUCUAGUUGCCACUUUGGACCGCAUGAGGCUCGCGCAGGAGGCGUUGCCGACUCAACAAACACCCUCAUCCGAUAUUGACUCCGACUCUGACGCGGAAGAUUUGGCACGGCUGCGCUGCGAAAUGAUGCCUGCCACAUCAAAUUCGGGUACCAUAUCCGAGGAUCUCACUUCUCGCCGUGCCGCGCAUGUGGCUCUUCGCAACACAGGUCACUCCAGCUCCCACAGGCUGACCACCGAACGUUUGCGUACCUUUGAAUCGGCUAACUCCCGCAGCGCGCCCGUCUCCCCUGUACGCCCUCGGACAAGGGCGCCAGUUGCUAGAGAAGCCCUUACACGGUUCUCGAACACUCCCCGUCCCCCUGCUUUCCCAUCGGCUAUCGCAUCCCCAUGUGGCACUCCAACUUCCCAGCGCGACCCUUCGUCCAUGCAGGUGCCUCGCUUCAGCACACCGGGGUCAUCGCGCAGCCGCGUCAGGAGUGUGCCCAGCGUUGCUCAUGGACUGGCACUCGGCGCUAAUGUUGUGCACAACACGUCUUCCAUCCCCGUUACUGCCCGCAACCUAGGCUUGAGCAGAGAUGCGCCACCGCCAUAUACGGAACAGACACCGUGUUCGGACAAUUAUGCACCGCCCCCCUCCACGCCCAGCUCGUCUUAUGGAACGUUUGACACCAUUCCUACCGGAUCAAGCUCGUCUGGGAGCUCGUCUUCCCGUGCAUCAUCUCGUCGGUCCGUACCUGCAGUGCCGCCGCUGCGGAACAUUGGCACAUCGCGGUCAGAUGCACCUAAUCACGGAGUCCUUUACUACCACUACCCUCGGCCAGGCCAUAUUCGCGGUAAAAAAUACAUCACCGUCACUGUCGGACGCGAGGUCGGCGUCUUCGCCAACUGGAAUGAAGCCAAGCACUACGUCAUUGGAUGCCCUGACAAUGCUUACCAGGGCUACCGCACGCUCGAGGAUGCACACGACGUAUUCCUGCAAACUUGGAGGGAGGGUAAAGUCCGCGAGGUUCCAUAUUAG
Molecule: messenger RNA, 1053 nt
Organism: Punctularia strigosozonata HHB-11173 SS5
Lineage: Eukaryota; Fungi; Basidiomycota; Agaricomycetes; Corticiales; Punctulariaceae
Exons: 3
Coding region: 1-1053 (350 amino acids)
Source: RefSeq, a predicted model, not a curated record